GCUGAUCAAUGGUGGGAUAACCGUCAAUAUAGAAGAAACAAACGUGUCAAAAAGCAAAAAAAGUUUUUAUGGAAUGUAAAAAAAUCAACUGUGGAACAGUGGGACAAAUUUGCAUCUGCCUUAGACGAAGAAUUAUCAACUAAUACUGGGAUCCUAAAUGAAAAUACAA
Diversispora eburnea is the source of this 169-nucleotide messenger RNA. The record is from the annotation of a GenBank genome assembly. NCBI's taxonomy places the organism in Eukaryota, Fungi, Glomeromycota, Glomeromycetes, Diversisporales, Diversisporaceae.